This is a messenger RNA of Eleginops maclovinus (Patagonian blennie), 4249 nucleotides long. It is a transcript of the gene adam19b, whose product is annotated as ADAM metallopeptidase domain 19b. The transcript has 23 exons. Gene Ontology annotation, biological process: membrane protein ectodomain proteolysis. The coding region runs from base 140 to 2962 and encodes 940 amino acids. The record is from RefSeq and is a predicted model, not a curated record. Lineage: Eukaryota; Metazoa; Chordata; Actinopteri; Perciformes; Eleginopidae. Gene Ontology annotation, molecular function: metalloendopeptidase activity.
ACCUCAUUCAGACGCACAGUUUAUGCGAUGUCACACCCGCGGCGUUUUCUCCAUCUGAUGUGAAACCCUCACGCUCGGCUCCCCGCACAUUGAUGUCUCAGUCCAGCACAAUUUUCAUUUGGAGCCGCGUGUUGUUAGGAUGCGUCCGGGAGGAGCGCGCUCUUCUCCUGCCGAUGCUGUGCUGUCCUCCCUAUGUCUGUGGCUCAUAGCUUCACUCCCCUGUGUUCUUCAGGCUGCUCUGUCUGAAGGCGCUGUUUACAAUGGAGAAGAUAAGCAUGGCUCAGUGAGGAGCCUCCUUGACCAGGUACAGAGUUAUGAGAUUACUUAUCCCACAUGGCUGCAUCCUCACAGACACAGGAGGUUUGCCCACGAAGAGCAUCCUGCAGAGGCCCAGGUUCUGAUCUAUGCUGAGGGCCGUGAGCUCAAGCUACACCUGGAGAAAAACAAGCAUCUGUUGGCCCCUGGAUAUCAGGAAAUAUGGUACACUCCCGAAGGAGUUCGCAAGUCCUCCUUUCCUGCCAACACUGGACACUGUUUCUACCAUGGGGAGGUUCUGGGCAUGGAAGGCUCAAGUGUUGCUGUUAGCACAUGCUCAGGACUCAGGGGACUGAUUUCUCUGAACACAAGUGUCAGCUACAUGAUCGAGCCUCUGUCUGUUUCCACGGGUGCACAGCGGCACGCCGUGUUCAGAGCCGAGAGUCUCCAUCUACCCGGAGGUAGCUGCCUGCAUCACCAUGGCAACAAGGAGCAUGAAGAGGGGCUUAACGACUUCAUCCAUGGAAUGAUGUCACCAUGGAGCAUGAGGGAAAAAAGGGACCUGAGCAAGAGUAUGAAGUACGUGGAGCUGCUGCUAGUGGCAGACAAGGCUGAGUUUGAGAAGCAUGGGAGUAAUCUCGAGAGGACCAAACAGAAAUUACUUGAAGCGGCCAACUUGGUUGACAAGUACUACAAGGCUUUAAACAUCCGUGUGGCAUUGAUCGGUCUGGAGGUGUGGUCCAGCCAGAACCUGAUCAGCGUUUCGGACAACCCUCACAGCACUCUGGCAGCGUUCCUGUCCUGGAGAGGCAAACAGCUCCGCACGCUGCCCAAUGACAACGCUCAGCUCGUCACGGGGAAGGGCUUCCAGGGCACCACCAUCGGACUGGCACCGCUCAAAGCCAUGUGCUCCGAAUACCAGUCUGGUGGAGUUAACACGGACCACUCAGAGUCAGCUGUCGGUGUAGCUGCCACCAUCGCACACGAGAUGGGCCAUAACUUUGGCAUGAGCCACGACAGUGCAGGCUGCUGCCAAGCCAAGGCCGAAGACGGAGGCUGCAUCAUGGCUGCUGCUACUGGGCAUCCGUUUCCACGUGUUUUUAACAAUUGCAACCAGAAGGAGCUGAAGAACUACCUGAGCUCUGGAGGGGGGAAGUGUCUCUUCAACUUGCCAAACACCAAGUCCAUGUACGGAGGGCAGCGUUGCGGCAACGGCUACCUGGAGGAAGGAGAAGAAUGUGACUGUGGAGAAGAAGAGGAGUGUACAAGUCCCUGCUGUAAUGCCAACAACUGCACUCUUAAGGCUGGAGCUGAGUGUGCCCAUGGUGUCUGCUGCCAUGACUGCAAGUUGAAGAGCCCGGGUGUGCUUUGUCGCGCUCCCUCGGGGUCAUGUGACCUGCCAGAGUACUGCGAUGGGAAGGCAGAGUCUUGUCCCGCUAAUUUCUAUCUAGUGGAUGGUACGGCGUGUGCAGGCGGUCAGGCCUACUGUUACACUGGCAUGUGUCUGAGCUUGGAACAGCAGUGUCGCUCUCUCUGGGGACAAGAUGGCCGUCCAGCCCCUGACCUGUGCUUUAGGAAGGUAAACGAAGCCGGGGACAUGUACGGGAACUGUGGCAAGGAUCUGUUUGGGAAGUACAGGAGCUGUAAGGACAGUGAUGCUCAAUGUGGGAAAAUCCAGUGUUUAACCUCAGCCUCCAAGCCCAUUGAGAACAAUGCUGUCCGAAUCGAAACCACUGUUGGUGUGGGCAACAAGAAGAUCCAGUGUAUGGGAACACAUGUGUACAAACCUGGGCAGGGGGACGAGGAGGGGCAGGGAGACACUCUGGACCCAGGCCUGGUCAUGACGGGCACCAAGUGUGGUGAUGACUCGAUUUGCUUUAACGGAGAAUGCCGCAAUGCAUCUUUCCUCAGAGCUGAUGAGUGCAAUGCAAAGUGCCAUGGACACGGGCUGUGCAACAACGAUCACAACUGCCACUGUAACGCUGGCUGGGCUCCUCCUCUGUGUGAGCAGCAAGGGUCAGGUGGGAGUGUCGACAGCGGACCCGUCAUAAGCCACAGCAAUCUCCUUCCUGUACUGGUGGUCCUUCCUCUGGUCCUGUUUGUGGUUUUGGCUGCUGUUGGACUGUUGUUCUGCUACAGACAUAAACUCCGUCCACUUAAGUCCUCCGCUCCACCUCCUGUGCCAAGUUGUUCAAUCCCAGUCGAAUGCAAGCCUAUGCAUGCUGAUGUGAACGGUCAUGCCAACCCAACAUUCUUGCUUAAAAAACAGGACUCGGAUAACCUGGGGAAAUAUUCUCCUCGUCCCAGCCCGUCCUGCUCUUCCCGGUCCAGGAACGCUAUAGUGCGUCCAGCAGUGAAGCCUCCUCCCGUCCCUUCGUACGCUGCAGAGCAGAGAGAGCAAACACCUCAGAGACAAUGCUCUCCUCAGGGUUAUACCUCACCUGCUUCUAAAUUUGUGCAACUCACCGAGCAGAGAAACCAGGCUCCUCCACCACCCCCAGGACCUCCACAUUUAACUUCCCAGCAUUCAGCAGUACCAAAACCCAGGCCAGACCCCCCAAACAGACCUCCACCGCCUUUACCUGUCAACAAGCUACCAGGGGAACAGCAACACAUAAAGGGACUGCAGGUUACCACUAAUGCACUGCAGAGAGGAAAAGCUGCUUUGGCUUCAUCUGCUGGACAGAAAAAGCCAAACAGGAACUAAGAACUCAGGGAGAGAUUGGGGACCAGCACCCACACCCAGUAAUAGACUGCCUCAAACUAUCUUUUUGAAAAUAGAAAUCUGAGAAUGAAACUGUGGGAUAUGAACUAAACUUGACACCAAAUACAGUUUAUUUGAACUCGGUGUUUUGUGGGAAAAUGCUAGAAUCCCAGCAAGUCAUACUACAGAUCACAAUUAGAACAUUUUAAGUCUUUAAACUUUGAGAUACAGGCUUAAUCUGAUUUUGUUAUUUUUUUUGUAAAUCCGCUUGUGUCUGCUUUCACCACUUGAAAUCGCAAAAGCUGUGAAUUCAUUAACUUUUUCAUGAAUGUCCCAAAAAGUUAAUGAAAAUGUGAACUAGUUCCAUGUGUGCAGCAGUGUUCAAACACUGAUCCAGGAGUAUUUAUUCACAAAGAAAAAUGAAUGUUUACAAUGUAGCCUAUGUAAUAAACAUGGUGUCUCUUAAAGAGCAUCAGCUGUAUAAGGAAUAUCUUAUAUUAAGAAAAGAUGCCAAUGUGGAAAUGCUUACACUUCUUAUGUGUGAAUAAGGAUGGGAUUUUAACUGGACUCAAGUGGACCAGUGAAUGCCCUGUAUGCAUGCUAUAAGUAUAUGCUUAUGAUGAGAGAUACAUGUCUGAUAUGUAGCAGGAAAUGUUAGGGUUUUUAAAAAAUAUUAUUAGCUUUGAUUUAAUGAUUUUACAUUGUUGUGGUGUUGCAUUUUGAGCAAUCUGGAUAGUGUCAAAUACUCAUCCCCCUAAAGGCGCUUAAGCCUGUAGAAAUUGAGAAUUUGAUACAUUUUUAAGCAUAAUUUCAACCCUCACUCACUCUUAUUUCUUAGUUUUGUAACAGACAAUCAGUGAUGAAGUCAUAUUUGUCCCUGGGCAACAUUUCAAACAAAUUCACUUUCGGAAAGAUAUGAGCCAUACUUAAAUGUACAUGUAAAAAGCAAACAUCAAAAUUGCAAAGUUAAUUUGAACAAUUUUGCAUCUGGUUCUUAUGCAUCUCAGUGGGACUUCCCCCAUGAGCCAAAGGCUGUAAAGUUACUUUUCUAUCUGAUCAACAGUAAUAUAUAUUCCAGGCUGUGUAACAAUGAUUACUUGUUACUGUAAAAUACUGUAAAAAAUCCUGGUCCGUUUGACUGGUAGUGGGGGUUGACGUGGUUUUAACUGAAAUAUGGAAAUACAGCUGCCAUGUUUGGUUUUAUCUUCUUAUCAGACCUAUGCAAACCCUGGCACUUUGCAACACUGUGUCUUCAACUGGAAAUCAAAUAAACACAUGGGAAAACAAAAA